This is a messenger RNA of Effrenium voratum, 1689 nucleotides long. The record is from the annotation of a GenBank genome assembly. NCBI's taxonomy places the organism in Eukaryota, Dinophyceae, Suessiales, Symbiodiniaceae.
AUGCUGCAGACGCGCACUGGCAAGCGGACCGCACACGCAGCGCUGCAAAUCGCUGUGGACAUGGCCAACGAAGGUCUCAUCUCCAAGUCGCAGGCUUUGAUGCGCUUGAAACCCGAGCUCAUCGACCAGCUGCUUCACCCCACUUUGGACCCAAAGGCCAAGAAGCAGGUCAUCGCCAAGGGCCUCCCAGCUUCCCCUGGUGCAGCAGCAGGGAAGGUUGUCUUCACCGCUGACGAGGCAGUCCGCCGGGCCAAGGAUGGUGAGAAGGUGCUGCUGGUGCGGAUCGAGACCAGCCCGGACGACAUCCACGGCCUGCACGCAGCAGAGGGUGUCCUGACCACCCGGGGCGGCAUGACCAGCCAUGCAGCUGUGGUGGCGCGGGGCAUGGGUCGGCCCUGCGUGGCCGGGGCGGGUGCCGUGCAGGUGGACUAUGCGGCAGCCCGGCUCAGCGUGGGGCCCGUGACAGUGCAGGAGGGCCAGAUCCUCACCAUCGAUGGUGUCACCGGGGAGGUGAUCCUUGGGGAGGUGCCCACAGUGCCGCCGCAGAUGUCGGGUGCCUUUGGCACCAUCAUGGCAUGGGCGGAUGAGUACCGCACGCUGCAGGUGCGAGCGAAUGCGGAGACGCCCAACGACGCCCGUCAGGCCAAGGAGUUCGGGGCGCAGGGCAUUGGCCUGGUGCGCACGGAGCACAUGUUCUUCGACGGUGGGCGUAUCAUCUCAAUGAGAAGAAUGAUCUUGGCGGCAGACGAGGGGGACCGGAAGGCUGCACUGAAGGAGCUGUUGACCAUGCAGCGCGAGGACAUCACGGAGCUGUUCCGGAUCAUGGACGGGCGCCCGGUGACGGUGCGGCUGCUGGACCCGCCGCUGCAUGAGUUCAUCCCCCACACUGAGGCCGAGAUGGCGCAGGUGGCCAAGGCCGCCGGGGUGCCGCUGAACCGGGUGCGGCGCCGCGCCACGGAGCUGCAAGAGGCGAAUCCCAUGUUGGGCCACCGGGGCUGCCGCCUGGCCAUCACCUACCCCGAGAUCUGCGAGAUGCAGGCGCGGGCCAUCUUCGAGGCUGCGGCCGCCGUGGGCAAGGCCGGCGGCGCCGUGCCGGUGGCUGAGGUCAUGGUGCCGCUGGUGGCCACCCUGCAGGAGCUGAGCAUUUUGAAGGAGGUGGUGGAGAAGACUGCCGCAGCUGUGCAGAAGGAGCAAGGCAUGAACUUCACUUACCGUGUGGGCACCAUGAUCGAGCUGCCUCGGGCCUGCUUGCAAGCAGGCAAGUUGGCCGAGCAGGCUGAGUUCUUCAGUUUUGGCACCAAUGACUUGACGCAGACCACCUACGGCCUGAGCCGGGACGACGCAGGCGCCUUUCUGCCCGAGUACAAGGCCAAGGGUAUCGUGGAGCAGGACCCCUUUGUGAGUCUCGACCAGGAGGGUGUCGGCGAGCUGAUCAAGGUGGCCGUGGAGCGCGGCCGCACAGCCCGAGACGGCAUGAAGAUGGGCAUUUGCGGCGAGCACGGCGGCGACCCGGCCUCCAUCGAAUUCUUCAACAAGGUGGGCCUGGACUACGUGAGCUGCUCGCCAUUCCGGGUGCCCGUGGCGCGGCUGGCGGCGGCGCAAGCGGCCCUGAAGCUGCGGGGCGAGAAGGCGCUGCAGCCAUCCACCAAGGCGGCCAAGCCACUGCAGCCCACCUUCGGCCCCUGGUGA